Scomber japonicus (chub mackerel) is the source of this 885-nucleotide messenger RNA. RefSeq names its product transmembrane protein 51b (gene tmem51b). The transcript has 2 exons. NCBI's taxonomy places the organism in Eukaryota, Metazoa, Chordata, Actinopteri, Scombriformes, Scombridae. The record is from RefSeq and is a predicted model, not a curated record. The coding region runs from base 1 to 885 and encodes 294 amino acids.
AUGUGUUCCAGUCAAGGUAUGUGCGGCAGCAAUAGCCGCUCUCCCAACAGAUCCUCCAGAUCAGAGGGCAGCGGUUCAGGAGCCCACUAUGCCCUGUGUGCCCUGGGGGUUGGACUCAUUGCCUUGGGUAUUGUCAUGAUCGUGUGGACUGUGAUACCUGUGGAAGGAGAGGACUCAGGCAACCCACCUGCUCCAUCAGGCAACACUACCACAGACAGCAAUAAUGAAAGUAAUGAGAAUGCCGAGGACCAAAGCAAGUCCUCAUCAGUGGCUAUGGUGCUAGUUGGAGCUGGGGCAAUCAUGUUGCUUUUGUCUAUCUGCCUCGGGUUGAGAAGCAAGAAGAGAGCUCGUGAGAUGAGAAACCAGCCAGUACCAACAGGAGGCGCCCUCAUGGAUCAUGUGGCAGGAGAGCCGGCCGGGCAAGCUUCAAAUCCAUCUGCAUACAACGUGCCGAGCUACGAGGAGGUCGUUGGCAGUGGCGAAUACCCAGUCCGUCAGAGCAAUCUACGCCAAAGCACCUCCCAGCUGCCAUCUUACGAGGACAUCAUAGCUGCUGUGGAAAAUGAGGGAAACGAGCCCACUAACAACCCCACUGAGGACACCCCUCUUAAUGAUUCCACACCGGCUCCCACCUCGCCUGCCGCUACUGCUGCUGAGCCUCAAGCCGACCAUGCUGCCCUCGCAUCAAACCCCAGCCUGCCCACCCGUAGCAGCAGCCGGGCCAGCCGUUUACUGCGGCCCCUGCGGGUGAGAAGGAUCAAGUCAGACAAACUGCACCUAAAGGACUUCCGCCUCCAAAUCCGUAGCCCCACACAGAAUCCGGUGAACAUUGAGCCCAUCACUCCGCCACCGCAGUAUGACAAUAAGAUGCCUGAAUUAGGGUAG